AAUAGAAAAUUUCUAUGUCAACCUCAAAUUAUUCCUAUUACAAAUCUAAUUCCAAUUUCACAAAUUGAACCAGAAGCUGAUAAUUCUUUGGAUCAAGUUUCUAACUCUUCUGAUCUAUCUAUUCAAUCAAAUAGAGAAAAUACAGAAGCCUCUAUCUCUUCUACUUUUCAGAACGACAUAGAUGAAUAUUUAUCUCAAGAAGAAUUUGAGUAUCUCAAAACAUUAGGACUAAUAGAAAAUGAUGCUGUAUUAGAUACUAAUGAUAUGUGUUUAAAAUAUGCUUUAGGUGCAUACUUUGCAAGCAAUGAAGGUAUAACUAAAAAUUUGCAAC
Racocetra fulgida is the source of this 331-nucleotide messenger RNA. Lineage: Eukaryota; Fungi; Glomeromycota; Glomeromycetes; Diversisporales; Gigasporaceae. The record is from the annotation of a GenBank genome assembly.